Molecule: messenger RNA, 2541 nt
Organism: Amborella trichopoda
Lineage: Eukaryota; Viridiplantae; Streptophyta; Magnoliopsida; Amborellales; Amborellaceae
Product: protein SUPPRESSOR OF GENE SILENCING 3 homolog
Biological process (GO): regulatory ncRNA-mediated gene silencing; defense response to virus
Source: RefSeq, a predicted model, not a curated record
AACGGACAAGUCAUGUAACUUGUGAAUUCCACUCUCCCUUUCCCUCUAAGAAAUCUUAAAGAGAGAGUCGACACAUUUCAAGAGAGAGAAAGUGUUGGGUUGAGUAAAGCUUCAAUAGAUUUUUAAAGCUUCAAAGUUUCAGAAACCCUAAUUAAGUGGCGCCCAAGAAAUCGUUAGAGAUCUCACCGUAUGGGAAAAUAUGUUCUCCAUUAAAGCUCUGCCCCCAUGUUUACCUGCGAGCUCAGUGAUGACAGCUUUCAGGUCGAGAAACCCCAAGUAAAAGACACCUUAGAAUUCGGGCCAAAAGCUCACAGCCUCUAGCUCUCUUUACACAUCCAGCUCCAUUACCAUGCUUACUGAUAAACUCACUACUAAUGGCUCUGCCAGCCAGGAUGAGGGAUGGAAAAGCACUCCUUCUAGGAGAGCCAGGCAUCAAAACUCUGUUUCUCCUCAUCUCUCCUCCGGUAAUCGACCGCGAGCUCCUCAGUUCAAUAACGGGUAUAGGAACAGUGGUCAGGUUGAGGCCAUUAAUGGAAGAAGUCAGCUGCCAAAUAAGGGGAAUUCGAGGCCUCAGAGAGUGAGCUCCAUUGGUCCUCCUCUUUCUAAUGGCUGGCAAUGGAAGAAUAGGGACCCACAUCCUCCUGGAUAUGGUGGACAAAGCUCAAAAAAUGGCGAGAUAUCCAAAUUUGAGGAGGCAGGGUACUCAGAGUUGGGGAAAUCUGGUGGGAAAACGGCUAAAUUUAGAAGUGAUCUAGAGCCUGCGUUUCUUCCUUUUGAGCAAUCAGGGAAAAUAAAGGACCCAUCAUCAAACUAUGAUUUGAGCGGUGGGUCAAAUGAUGAAAAUGUAGAUUUCGACGAUGAGAAUGACGAAGAAGACGAGCUGAUGUGGAGUGAUGACGAUUGCGAUUCUGAUGGUGGUGAGUUAAGCUCAGAUAUGAUACGAAAUAGCAAAUGGUUUAAGGGUUUCUUUGCGCUUGUCAGCUCCUUGCGCUCUGAUGAAAUAAAUGAGCCAAACGACUCUUUCCAUUGUCCUGCUUGCAAAGGUGGGGUUGGUGAGGUUGAGUGGUACAGGGGCCUACAGCCCAUCUUGUCUCAUGCCAAGACUUUGAGCUCCAAGCGAGUGAAGCUGCAUAGGAAGUUUGCAGAAAUCCUCGAAGAGGAGCUGAGGAGUAAGGGGGCUAACUUUCUGGUCCUAGAGGAGAUGGUGGGGAGGUGGAGGGGCUUGCAGGCAGAUAAUGACCGAGAAAUUGUUUGGCCUCCUAUGGUCAUCAUCCAAAACACUAGGUUCGAUCAUGAUGAUCAAGGACAGUGGCUUGGAAUGCGAAACGAGGAUCUGAUGGAAUAUUUCAGUGGAUACAAAGCCAUGAAGGCUAGGAAUGCUUAUGGGCCAUCUGGGCACCGUGGGAUUGGUCUUCUUAUCUUUGAAAGCUCUGCCAUGGGCUACCUAGAAGCUGAACGUUUGCACAAGCACUUCCUAAAAGAAGGACGAGGUAAAGAUGAAUGGGAAAAUCAUCGAGGAUGGAAGCACUCAGCUGGAAAGCGCAUUCUCUAUGGAUACAUGGCUACAAAGGAGGAAAUGGAAAUUUUUAACAGGCACUCCAAAGGCAAACAAAAGGUGAAGUAUGACAUAGAGUCAUACCAUAUGAUGGUUGUGGAGCCCUUGAAGAAGAUGGAUGAAGAUAAUCAAGAGCUUCUCUCACUUCACCGAAAGGUUUCAAAAGAAAUAGAGCACAGUAAGACUUUGGAGGAAACAUGCAAUGUCAUUGGACAAAAUCUACGCAUUCGUGAACAAGAAAUCAAGAUUAUAAGGCAAAGAGCCACUGAACAGCUUGAGGAGUCCAAAGAGGAGAUGGAUUAUCUGGACCGAAUUUAUGAAGAGAAAAUCAGAAAAUUGACUGAAGAUCUUGAGAAAAGAGAAAAGCAGCUAGAGAAGGUGCAAGAUGCAUUGAAGACAACAUACUUGGAUCGGUGCCUUGAGCUCGAAAUGCAAUUCUCUACCAUCAUGAUCACUGCAGAUUCUGCAGAUGGGGAGCAGAAAGAAAAAAAGAUCAGGAUCGAAGAAGAAAUGGCAAGGCAGGCUAUGUUAGCUGAGAUAAGCCUCAAGAAUUCCGAGGACUAUGAACUUGAGAAGCAGUCUUUGCUGGAGGCACAUCACAAAAAGCUAAUGGAAGCGAAAUGCCGUCACCGUGAAGAGGAAGUGGCCUUGGAAAGAGAGAUGGAGAAAAAAAGAAUCGAGCUAUUGCAGAAAUACACCCUGAGUGCACAACCUAAAGAGUCUGAUCUCUCCCAAUGACCUACUAUAAACAAUGAAUGCUUCGAGAUAUUAAUGUUAGGGUUGUGUGACUUCUGUUAAUUUAUAAUUUCCACUUCGAGAUAUUAAUGUUAGGGUUGUGUGACAUCGGUUAAUUUAUAAUUUCUCUACAUGAACUUCUAUGACUUGGGAGAACCGCUUUAAAAGGGCUUUCUUAUCAUGUAUUUAUGUAUAUUAAAUACCUAUGUGUACCAUAUAUAGCUACUACGUAUCGGUUUCUAUGCUUAAAA